Messenger RNA from Colletotrichum gloeosporioides, 948 nucleotides. RefSeq lists its product as uncharacterized. The record is from RefSeq and is a predicted model, not a curated record. Bases 1 to 948 code for a protein of 315 amino acids. Lineage: Eukaryota; Fungi; Ascomycota; Sordariomycetes; Glomerellales; Glomerellaceae. The transcript is spliced from 6 exons.
AUGGGGCAUCUCAAAUCGAUCCUGAUGGUGUCGACAAGCAUCCUCCAACGAGACGAGGCGCUCCCUCCCGACGAAGACAUCGGCCCCGCCUCCGUUGCAACCGCGGCCAUCCUGACGGCACUCAUGAUCAUCACCACCAGUGCUCGAAUAUGGGUUCGAGCAGCGAACCGAAAACUUGGCUGGGACGACUGGACGAUUCUUAUAGCGAGUGGGGUUUCGAUCGUACGGUUUGCGUUCGUGGUCAAGCAACAACAGUACGGCAACGGCAGACACCGCGUCUAUCUCAGCGACCAUGACUACAUGAUGAUCAACAUGUACGGAUGGUGGGGUCAGAUUCUACUCUUCCUCGCAGUGGCCUUUCUGAAGGUCUCGAUCUGUCUCCUAAUUUUGCGGAUCAAAGACACCAAGGUCUUGAAGAUCCUGCUGUACACGAUCAUGGCAGGAAUCAGGAUUUACUCGAUUUGGGCUACAAUUGCCUUCUCGGUUUUGACCGACCUCAUAUGCUCCCUUCUGCCUCUAGCUGUCGUCUGGAACGUUAAUAUGCCGAGACGGACAAAAGUCUCAGUGUGUUUCUUGAUGGGACUGGGCUUAGCUGCAACUGGCUUCGGUGUUGCAAGAGCCGCAUCUCUUGGUAUCAACACCACCGAUCUGAGCUGGGCAUACUGCAUUGCCGGCAUCUGGUCAAACCUCGAGCUCUACCUCGGCAUCAUCGCAGCGAACCUGGCUCUCUCGCGGUCGAUAUGGGUCCAUUUCUUCGGCAGCAACGAUGCCCAAGCGAUCCCUGGCUCGACCGGCCGUUCGAAUCCUGCCGAGUCGGGUUACGUCAAUAGCAAACUCCGAGGUGACCAAUUCGAAGUGCCAUCGACAAUGCCUGGUAUCCAGAAAAAGACAGAAUUCUGGUGGACGGAGGAUGACGAGAGCCAGUCACAAACGCCGUUGAAGAGGUGA